AUGAGGAGUUCAGAAAGCGGCGCCACCUUGUUCAAAAGGUUGAUCGAAGCAUCGUGCACGAGGCUGGCAAGAGAUUAUGACGAGCUUCGCGGUGGCCAAACAGAACAUGGUGCAGCGUCGAGUCUUGAGCGCGCGCAUGUGUAA
Messenger RNA from Ectocarpus siliculosus, 144 nucleotides. Lineage: Eukaryota; Phaeophyceae; Ectocarpales; Ectocarpaceae. The record is from the annotation of a GenBank genome assembly.